UGCUUACAGCUUAUAUAGAAGAAACUGGGCGUUUAUCUGUUGCCAGCAAAGGCAGGAGGAAGACCAAUCAGGAAUCCCACCAGCGCUAUUGUUUCGGCUUUUGGCACGAGUUCAGCUAUGCAACUUUGUCGCACAGUUCCUCCCGGUUCGAUCAUCGAAGUAAUUGUUUCGAAAAACUUUGUAGAAAACAGCUCAACGCAGUGUCUGGACAUUUCGCCACGACGACGACGUUGUAUGCAGUCAAUCUUCAGCUUUUCCGUUUGUGGCUUUUUCUGUUAACAUCAUUUUCGUGUGUAACAAAGCGUUGACUGAUAUUUAUUUAUUCUCGGACCACUCUACGAUUGCAAAAAAUGUUCAAUCUAUUCUUUUUCAAGAAAGAUGGAUGGUUUUCGGGGCGACUCAAGGCCCGCAGUGCCCGACGGUUGGAAGAAGUGCGCGGGUUACGACCCACCAAAAAUAAUUUCAUUGGGAAGCCUCCUUCGGGCAAAGGUCAUCGCAUUCGGAUCACGGCCACGCGCUAUUUCUUCCACAAAGAGUCGCCAAAUCAUUUGCGCGGUAAAAUCACUAGAAGUACUGUCAAUCGCGAUCACUCACAUGACGCCGACGGCCCGACGUCAACGGGAUCGCUGGCGGAACUGAUAAUGAACGCUCCUCGGAUGGACGCAGUACGCCGCAAAAUGAAGUUCAGUUAGACACAAGUCGCCAGCGUAGUCCCAGGGACAAGAAUAAAGACAGCAAACGUAACGACAAGGUUGAAUUUGAAGAUGAAACUGGCCACGGAAAGUGUUUAUCGCGUUAACAAUUUUUAGACUCGACUCAAUAGCCCUCAUGGCUAAACAUAAAGGUAUUGCUCUGAUGCAUUUGGAUUCAUAUUAGUGCGAUGUCAUCCUGAUGAAGUAUCCCGUUAAUGUGUGCUGGUUUUGUAAGAAUUUUGCUUCUGGAUUAGUUUUGUGUUUUCCGUAAUAUGCUGAUAUUUUUUUACUUUUCGAUUUUUGCGAUGUUUGUUAAAUGCGGUUAGACAAACUGGUGCGCAACAAACCUUUAUUUUUUUUCGUAUACGCAGUGGCUGACACUUGACAAUCUCACAAAGAUGCGUCGCUUUUACCAUGCGUAUCUUGCAUACUUACGAUUGCUAGAAUUACUCGGGAUUCAUUCCCCUCUGUAUUAAGUCUGUUUUUCGGCGAUUUUGCAAUGCAUACCAGAUGAUUACGAAAAAAUGCC
Messenger RNA from Paramacrobiotus metropolitanus, 1221 nucleotides. RefSeq lists its product as uncharacterized. Bases 351 to 692 code for a protein of 113 amino acids. The record is from RefSeq and is a predicted model, not a curated record. NCBI's taxonomy places the organism in Eukaryota, Metazoa, Tardigrada, Eutardigrada, Parachela, Macrobiotidae. The transcript has 7 exons.